AUGAAUAAAUUGGAUAAAGUAAAUCAGUCUGUAAUUUCAGAAUUUGUGCUUCUGGGACUUUACCAUUCAUGCAAUAUUCAGAUUAUACUCUUAGUAAUAUUUUUUUUGCUUUAUCUGAUCAUUGUAUCUGGAAAUGUUGUCAUCAUGAUCUUAAUCAUUAUUGAUUCCCAUCUCCAUUCCCCAAUGUACUUCUUAUUGGCCAACCUGUCCUUUGUUGAUAUGUGGCUUUCCUCCAUCACCACUCCUAAGAUGAUUACAGACUUUCUUAGAGUGAACAAGACCAUUUCCUUUGGAGGCUGCAUGUCCCAGAUCAUUUUUGUGCAUUUUGUUGGAGGAGGUGAGAUGGUGCUACUGGUGGUAAUGUCCUAUGAUCGCUAUGUGGCAAUCUGCAAACCACUCCACUACUCCACCAUUAUGAGCCUGCAAAGAUGUAUUAGACUGGUGUUGACUUCCUGGACUUUUGGCUUUGUGCAUGCCAUGAGUCAGAUGGUUGUGAUUGUUCAGCUGCCAUUCUGUGGCCCCAGGGAGAUAGACAGCUUCUUCUGUGAUAUACCACUGGUAAUCAAGCUUGCCUGCAUGGAUUCCUCUAACUUGGAAAUGUUAAUGAAUGGUGACAGUGGAAUUCUGGCCAUGACUUGCUUUAUUCUGUUGCUGACAUCCUACACAUAUAUUCUUCUCACUGUCUACCGAAGCUCUAAAACUGGGGCUUCUAAGGCACUCUCUACCUGUACUGCCCACAUCACAGUCGUGGUGCUCUUCUUUGGGCCCUGCAUCUUCAUCUAUGUGUGGCCACUUAGCAUCACCUGGGUGGACAAAUUUCUUGCUGUGUUCUAUUCUGUUAUUACCCCUCUCCUAAAUCCAGCCAUUUAUACCCUGAGAAAUAAAGAGAUGAGAAAUGCUAUGAAGCGGUUUAGAAGGUAUUACAUAAAUUCCAAGGUAAAUAUUUAA
Sapajus apella (tufted capuchin) is the source of this 948-nucleotide messenger RNA. Its product is annotated as olfactory receptor 4K14-like. Gene Ontology annotation, biological process: G protein-coupled receptor signaling pathway. The record is from RefSeq and is a predicted model, not a curated record. The coding region runs from base 1 to 948 and encodes 315 amino acids. The transcript has a single exon. NCBI's taxonomy places the organism in Eukaryota, Metazoa, Chordata, Mammalia, Primates, Cebidae. Gene Ontology annotation, molecular function: olfactory receptor activity; G protein-coupled receptor activity. Gene Ontology annotation, cellular component: membrane.